Messenger RNA from Trifolium pratense (red clover), 2066 nucleotides. RefSeq names its product F-box/LRR-repeat protein At1g67190-like. Gene Ontology annotation, molecular function: protein binding. Lineage: Eukaryota; Viridiplantae; Streptophyta; Magnoliopsida; Fabales; Fabaceae. The record is from RefSeq and is a predicted model, not a curated record. The transcript has a single exon. The coding region runs from base 471 to 1730 and encodes 419 amino acids.
UGAUGUUGAAAAUCACUCUUCUCACAUCACUCUGUGUACGGAUCUUCUUCUCUUCUCUUCUCUUCAGGUAAUUCCAAUCUAAUAUUUCAUUCAUUUUCAUUUUCAUUUCAAUUUCAAUUUCAAUUCUCAUCCCAAAUUUAAUUCAUCAAUCCCCAAUUUUGUAUGCUUAAUCAACUCUUAAUUCAUUUUCUCAUUUUUCUAUGAUUUCUCUUGUUUCAUGAUUUCAAUUUAGUUUAGCACCAUUUAAUAUUUCAUGAUUUCAAUUUAACACCAUUUAUUCACAACGAUUCUGCUAUUUGAUUUUUUUGAAUAUUUUUGUUCUUCAGAUUUUCACUCACUCACUCACUCUUCGAUUGAAUUGAAUUGAAUUUAUUGAUGGAUUGAAAAAAAAAAAAAGGUUUCUUUUUAUCAAUUUUUAUCAACACAAGACACAAUUUUUGUGUUUGUGUUUGUGUCUUGUGUUGUGAGUGAUGGAGAAUCUUCCUGUUGAAGUCAUUGGGAACAUACUGUCCCAUCUCAAGGCUGCAAGAGAUGUAGUAAUUGCCUCAGCAACAUGCAAAAAAUGGCGAAUUGCGUGUUGCAAACAUCUCCAUACAAUUUCAUUCAGUUCGAAUGAUUGGUCUGUUUAUCGCGAUAUGACAACGACCCGUCUCGAGAUUUUGAUCACACAGACAAUUUUCCAGACUUCAGGGUUGCAGUCCCUUUCCAUUUUGAUGGAAGAUGUUGAUGAGUUUUCGGCUUCUGCUGUUAUUGCUUGGCUUAUGUAUACAAGGGAAACUUUGAGGCAGUUGUUUUAUAAUGUGAAGACUAUGCCGAAUGUUAAUAUUCUCGAGAUAUGUGGUAGGCAUAAGCUGGAAAUACUUGAUUUGGCUCAUAAUUCUAUUGUUGGGGUUGAGCCUAAUUAUCAGAGGUUUCCGUGUUUGAAAUCUCUUUCGUUGAGUUAUGUUAGUAUAUCUGCGUUGGAUUUGAAUCUUUUGGUGUCUGCGUGUCCGAGGAUUGAGGUUUUAGAGCUUGUUAAUCCGGAGAUUGCAAUGUCUGAUGCACAGGUGAGCGUUGAAUUGAGUAGUUCGACGCUGAAGAGUGUUUAUGUUGAAGCAAUCAGUUUGGAUAAGUUUAUAUUGGAGGCUGAUGGGAUUGAGUGUCUGCAUUUGAAAGAUUGUGCGCUUGAGGAUUUUGAACUAAUUGGUAAGGGGACUUUGAAGAAUUUCAGGAUUGACGAUGUUAGUGUUAUACAUCUUGAUAUCGGUGAGAUUGUUGAGAAUCUUGAGACUGUGGAUAUCAGCAACUUCACAAUUAUCUGGCCAAAAUUUUACCAGAUGAUUUCGAGAUCGUCGAAUUUGAAGAGGCUUAGGCUUUGGGAUGUGAUGUUUGAUGAUGAGGAUGAGGUUGUGGAUUUGGAAACUAUUGCUACUUGCUUUCCACACCUGACUCAUUUAUCGCUGAGUUAUGAUGUGAGAGAUGGAGUUCUUCACUAUAGUUUACAAGGAUCUUCUUAUCUAGAGAAUGUUGUUGUUUUGGAGCUUGGGUGGAAUGUGAUUAAUGAUCUUUUCUCCCAGUGGGUUGAGGGGCUGCUUAAGCGAUGUCCUAUUCUCAAGAAACUUGUCAUUUACGGUGUUGUUUCCGAGGCAAAGUCUGAUGAAGAAUGCAAGAUGUUGGCCAAUUUCACUACAUCCAUGGUUGAGCUGAUGAGGAGAUACACAGAUGUUGAUCCACAUUUUAAAUUUGAAUAGGACUGUUCUUCUAAAUGCCUUGUUAUAGCUCAGGUUUUCAUUUAAGUCCAAUUAUUUUUUCACAUUUGCAGGUAACUUACGGAAAUCAACAGUUUAUGCACAACUUUAACAACAUUCUUAUUGGUUUGAAUCUCAAUUUAAAAUUUGUGUGAUUGACCAAGAAUCAUACCUCAUAGUAGACAUUCGGGAAUUUGAUCAUUUGUUUGGCAAAAGAGAAGUUAUUAAUUAUGCACUAUUCCAAAAAUUUAACAUUGUCAGUUUUGUUCUGGUAAAUUUUAGUCUUAUAGACCAAAAUUAAUAAAUACCAUUAUAACAGAUUUGAGUUGUUACAGUGAA